Messenger RNA from Grus americana (Whooping crane), 1035 nucleotides. Its product is annotated as sperm-associated antigen 4 protein-like. Lineage: Eukaryota; Metazoa; Chordata; Aves; Gruiformes; Gruidae. The transcript is spliced from 7 exons. The record is from RefSeq and is a predicted model, not a curated record. Gene Ontology annotation, molecular function: protein-membrane adaptor activity. Bases 1 to 876 code for a protein of 291 amino acids. Gene Ontology annotation, cellular component: nuclear envelope; meiotic nuclear membrane microtubule tethering complex. Gene Ontology annotation, biological process: nuclear envelope organization.
AUGCCGCUGCCCCCGCCGCGCCCACGUGGUUGGGAACAGGAAGCGCUGGGACAACGGAGGGGUCAAAGGGCAAGGGGCGGGACAGCCCCGGGGGCGCGGUUGGCGGCGGUAGGUUUGCUUCCGUCUCCGGCCUCCGCCGGAGCUGCGGUGCCGUGCCGUGCUCUGCCGGUGGCAGGCAGCAGGCAGAGCCGUGCCGUGCCGUGCCAGCAGGUCGAAUUUGUCGCGACAGCGAGCGCGAGUCGGGCCGUUCUCGGAGAGCUCGGCUGCGGGGUGGCCGAGCAGCCCCCUCCCCCGGAGGUGCCAGUCGCUGGCGGGAGGAUCUGCUCCGUGAUCUUACUGGGCACUGAGGUGAGGCUGACUGGGUCUGCCAUCGACCUGCAGAGAUCGUCCAGCAGCUCGGCAUGGCUCUGCAGGGUGUUUUGGUUCCUGUGUGCUCCACCCCAUCUGGACACCUUUGUGCAGGCGGAUGCUUCCCCAGGAUACUGCUGGCCAUUCCAAGGGUCUCAGAGCGAGGUGCUAAUCCGGUUGCCCGCACCGGUACAACCGAUGGCCAUCACCAUACAGCACGCCUCAAAGACAGCCUCUCCGCUGGGGACUGUCAGUAGUGCUCCCCGAGAUUUCACUGUCUCUGGACUGGAUGAGGAAGGCGAGGACGAAACGUUGCUGGGGACAUUCACCUAUGCCAUGCAGCAAGAGCCGACCCAGACCUUCCCUCUGCAGAACGGGAUCCCCAGAGCCUUUCAGUUUUUGAAACUUGGCAUUCAGAGCAACUGGGGAAAACCAGGAUACACGUGCAUUCGUCGGGUGCAGGUGUAUGGGAAGAUUGCGGGAACGAAUGCCAUCAGCCAGACGCAUGUGCAGACCUCCCCUAAUUAAUAAGAAUUAAACAGGAAAAUGGAGAAACAGAGCAGAGAGAUGUGGCUGUUAGUCGGGUGCAGAGCAAUGUCAUUGCAGAGGCCCUCUCAAAGCUGCCAAGUUCUUCCUUUCGCAGGCUGAGGACUUCCUCAGGCUUUCCACUUUCUCUCCCCCACGGGG